Messenger RNA from Anthostomella pinea, 1218 nucleotides. The record is from the annotation of a GenBank genome assembly. Lineage: Eukaryota; Fungi; Ascomycota; Sordariomycetes; Xylariales; Xylariaceae.
AUGGCUUCCCGAGGCUUCUCCAAGGCUCUUCGCAGCCCGUUGGCUCGCCAAUUGGCCUCGCCUGGCGUCCAGCGUCGUUCGUUCGUCGCGGCCACCAACCUCGUCCGAGCCACAGCGAAGCAGGCCCGCCCAGCUUUGGCCGGUGCUGCCAGCCAGCAGGUCCGUGGCGUGAAGACCAUUGACUUCGCUGGUGUACCAGAGGACGUUUACGAGCGUGCCGACUGGCCCAAGGAGAAGCUUUUGGAAUACUUCAAGAACGACACCCUCGCCCUCAUCGGCUACGGCUCGCAAGGCCACGGCCAGGGCCUCAACCUCCGCGACAACGGCCUGAACGUCAUCAUCGGUGUCCGGAAGAACGGCCAGUCGUGGAAGGAUGCCCAACAAGAUGGCUGGGUCCCGGGCAAGAACCUGUUCGAGAUGGACGAGGCUAUCAGCAAGGGUACCAUCGUCAUGAACCUCCUCAGCGAUGCUGCCCAGAGCGAGACAUGGCCCGCCAUCAAGCCCCAGCUGACAAAGGGCAAGACCCUGUACUUUUCCCAUGGUUUCUCCCCCGUUUUCAAGAACGUGACCAAGGUCGACGUCCCCAAGGACCUCGAUGUCAUCCUCGUCGCUCCCAAGGGCUCUGGCCGAACCGUCCGUUCCCUCUUCCGUGAGGGCCGUGGUAUCAACUCGUCCUACGCUGUCUACCAGGAUGUUACUGGCAAGGCCGAGGAGAAGGCCCAGGCUCUCGCUGUUGCCGUCGGCAGUGGUUACGUCUACAAGACCACCUUCGAGAAGGAGGUCUACUCUGACCUGUACGGUGAGCGUGGCUGCCUGAUGGGUGGUAUCCACGGCAUGUUCCUCGCUCAGUACGAGGUUCUCCGGGAACGUGGCCACAGCCCCAGCGAGGCUUUCAACGAGACUGUCGAGGAGGCCACCCAGAGCUUGUACCCUCUGAUCGGUGCCAACGGUAUGGACUGGAUGUACGAGGCCUGCUCGACCACCGCCCGACGAGGUGCCAUUGACUGGACCCCCAGGUUCAAGGACGCCCUGAAGCCCGUCUUCAACUCGCUGUACGACUCGGUCCACGACGGCACCGAGACCCAGCGAUCGCUCGACUACAACAGCCAGAAGGACUACCGACAGAAGUUCGAGGCCGAGAUGGAGGAGAUCCGCAACAUGGAGAUCUGGAGAGCAGGAAAGGCUGUCCGAUCCCUCCGACCCGAGAACCAAAAAUAA